UUUGCUGGGAGGUCCGACUUGAUUUAGCCUUUCACCAACACAUGACACUCACCAGCCUGCUUCCCUCACACAGGACCUGGGCAGCCAGAAGCAGCGGACCUAGCAACAUUUUCAGAGUUUUGGAAUUAAGCCUUGAGCAGCCCCAGUGAAGAUUCCUGCCUCUCGAGAGCACUCCAUGAGUAUUCCGCAACCCAAGCUGUGAGAAGGAAGAGAAACUGGGUUUUCCAGCCCCUGAUGCAGAAGAAACCAAGGAAGGGAGAGCUACUAAAGAUGCGGAGUGAGCCAGCCUGUUGGUGCCUGCCACGCUAUCACGGAUUGUCUCCAAGGUCCUCUGUGCAGAAGCCUGUGCCCAGGAGUUCCUGGAGCAGCAAAGGCACGGCCAGACACAAGGAGGCCCUUCCUCUGCUUUGAGAAAGCGGUGGAUUUUGCUUUUCCAAGACAGGAUGAAGCAGCACCCACCAAAUUUUUGAGACAGCUCACGGCUUAGAGGAAGGCUCAUCUAAAUAAAGGCCGGCUAAAGUGGCAUUGCAGGGAUUUAAUCGUCCUCUGGCUGCCCGUGUGACCAGAAGGCUGAUCUGCAACUUUCUUCUUUCCUGGGGUCCGGAUUAUCAGGUCUCCAAAGCCCUGCAACUUGACAGCAAGAGAAGCACAAUGAGAAAGGUCAGAGACAAGCACCAGCAGCAGGGCCCUGGGGGCCUCCGCGGGGCUUUCGCACGGCCCAGUGGAAGAUCCUCCGGCCAUCAGAGGAAAUAGCAACCUGCAGCCUUCGUUCUGGGACACAGCCACCUACCACAGAGCAUCAGCACCGCCAGCCAGAAAGUUCUUGGAGCUCGAUCAGGGAGGCGGCUCUGGUACCUGGAUGUGUGCCCAAUGGUCCAGUUAGACCUGGGAACGUCAACCUGAAGGGAGGUGUGAAAUGUCUCGAGUGAGGCGGGCAGCUUUGGGCUUCGCUGGGUAGGCGGUGCUGGCAUUGGCCCCAGCUCCCCUGACUGAACCCAAGAAGGGGGUUUGCACAUCCAAGACUCUUUGCCCAGCUCUCCAGGACACAGGGCUCUGGCAGUCUUCAACUCCCACCUCCCACCCCGCAAGCCCCUUCUGCUCCUCCCAACCUGCCCUGAUCGGUGCCUCUGCUGAGAUGGAGAUGUGAGCCUGUGCAGGACGAUGACUGCCGUGUGCGUGAAUGGAGGCGGCCUGGGGCACCCCCACUAUGCCAGGUGGGACCGACAGGAGAGCGUGGAGGGUGGCGGUCAGAUGGAGGGCGCCAAGGAGGACGAGGAGGGACAGCCUCGCCAGCUGACACCCUUCGAGAAGCUGACCCAGGACAUGUCCCAAGACGAGAAGGUGGUGAGGGAGAUCACUCUGGGGAAACGCAUCGGCUUCUACCGCAUCCGAGGGGAGAUCGGAAGUGGGAACUUCUCCCAAGUCAAGCUGGGGAUUCACUCCCUGACCAAAGAAAAGGUGGCCAUUAAGAUCCUGGACAAGACCAAGUUAGACCAGAAAACCCAAAGGCUACUAUCCCGCGAAAUCUCCAGCAUGGAAAAACUGCACCAUCCCAACAUCAUCCGCCUUUAUGAAGUCGUGGAGACUCUAUCCAAGCUCCACUUGGUGAUGGAGUAUGCAGGGGGAGGGGAGCUCUUUGGGAAAAUCAGCACCGAAGGGAAGUUCUCAGAACCAGAAAGCAAGCUCAUCUUCUCCCAGAUUGUGUCUGCCGUGAAGCACAUGCAUGAAAACCACAUUAUUCACAGAGAUCUGAAAGCAGAAAAUGUGUUCUAUACCAAUACUACUUGUGUGAAGGUGGGCGACUUUGGGUUCAGCACAGUAAGUAAGAAAGGUGAAAUGCUGAGCACUUUCUGCGGGUCUCCGCCCUACGCGGCGCCGGAACUUUUUCGCGACGAGCACUACGUUGGCAUUUAUGUGGACAUCUGGGCCCUGGGGGUGCUCCUGUACUUCAUGGUGACGGGCACCAUGCCCUUCCGGGCCGAGACCGUGGCCAGACUGAAGAAGAGCAUCCUGGAGGGCGCCUACAGCGCGCCUGCGCACGUGUCGGAGCCCUGCCGCCGCCUGAUUCGGGGGGUCCUCCAGCCGGUGCCCACCGAGAGGUGCGGCCUCGACGCCAUCAUGAGCCAUGAGUGGAUGCGAGGGGUGCCGUUGCCCAGCCCUUUGGAGCCCUUCCAACUGGACCCCAAACAUUUGUCAGAAACCAGCACCCUCAGAGACGAAGAAAAUGAGGUCAAAAGCACUUUAGAACACUUGGGCAUCACGGAAGAACACAUUCGCAGCAACCGAGGGAGGGAUGCCCGAAGCUCCAUCACCGGCGUCUACCGGAUCAUUCUGCACAGAGUCCAGAAGAAGAAGGCUUUGGAAAGCGUCCCAGUGGUGAUACUCCCAGACCCUAAGGAGAGGGACCUGAAGAAAGGGGCCCGUGUCUACAGAGGCAUAAGACACACAUCCAAAUUUUGUUCGAUUUUAUAAAUUGCAUUAGGCUGCUGGUGAUUAACCAAGAUCAUUGUUGCUGCUUUUAACCUCUUUCACCAAUUUGAGUGGAGACAUUUUUGUAAUUUUUAAAUAAAUUUAAAUUUAAG
Messenger RNA from Hippopotamus amphibius kiboko, 2582 nucleotides. RefSeq names its product NIM1 serine/threonine protein kinase (gene NIM1K). The coding region runs from base 1162 to 2472 and encodes 436 amino acids. Lineage: Eukaryota; Metazoa; Chordata; Mammalia; Artiodactyla; Hippopotamidae. The transcript is spliced from 6 exons. Gene Ontology annotation, cellular component: cytoplasm. Gene Ontology annotation, biological process: protein phosphorylation; microtubule cytoskeleton organization; intracellular signal transduction. Gene Ontology annotation, molecular function: tau-protein kinase activity; protein serine/threonine kinase activity; ATP binding. The record is from RefSeq and is a predicted model, not a curated record.